Hipposideros armiger (great roundleaf bat) is the source of this 7585-nucleotide messenger RNA. It is a transcript of the gene UBE2W, whose product is annotated as ubiquitin conjugating enzyme E2 W. The record is from RefSeq and is a predicted model, not a curated record. The coding region runs from base 65 to 520 and encodes 151 amino acids. Lineage: Eukaryota; Metazoa; Chordata; Mammalia; Chiroptera; Hipposideridae. The transcript is spliced from 6 exons.
AGCUCCGCCCCCUGCGUCUCUGGCCUCGCCAGCCUUGGGGGGGGAGGGGGGGCAUGGUUCCAUCAUGGCGUCAAUGCAGAAACGACUGCAGAAAGAACUGUUGGCUUUGCAAAAUGACCCACCUCCCGGGAUGACUUUAAAUGAAAAGAGUGUUCAAAAUUCAAUUACACAGUGGAUUGUAGACAUGGAAGGUGCACCAGGUACCUUAUAUGAAGGGGAAAAAUUUCAACUUCUAUUUAAGUUUAGUAGUCGAUAUCCUUUUGACUCUCCUCAGGUCAUGUUUACUGGUGAAAAUAUUCCUGUUCAUCCUCAUGUUUAUAGCAAUGGUCAUAUCUGUUUAUCCAUUCUAACAGAAGACUGGUCCCCAGCGCUCUCAGUCCAAUCAGUCUGUCUUAGCAUUAUUAGCAUGCUUUCCAGCUGCAAAGAAAAGAGACGACCACCAGAUAAUUCUUUUUAUGUUCGAACAUGUAACAAGAAUCCAAAGAAAACAAAAUGGUGGUAUCAUGAUGAUACUUGUUGAUGCCACUGUUCUCCUCCUCCUAGCAGAAGAUAGUCCUACUGAGAAACGAGCACUUUGAUCAUUCAGUCUUUGAACUUUAACCUUUGACUGGAAGUGACGUAUAGGCAAUGAAGACUACUUCCUUUUACUGCAUUUUUACUCGUGUGCAUUCUGGGCGCAUGUUGAUCGCUGGUUCAAUCCAGGCAACUGACAUGCUUUUAUUAGUCAUACAGUAUUAAUGCAGGUGUCAGGAAAUGUCAAAUAUAAUUCCAUUUUUUAUUUUUAUUUUUUUAAGCUUUUGGAAAAGUUCCAGGUCCUCAUGUAUUGUGCAAUAACAAUGACUUCCUUGGCGGUUCGGGGACGUUCAUUGCCGGCAAUGGACGUUGUAACAGGAAAAAUUCUCAUUAACUCCUGCCACCCCGUGAUUAAUGCAUGAUAGGGCCUAUGAAAUGAACUUACCUGUUAUAGUGGGAUUAUAAUAAAGUGAGGGAUCCAGCAUUACUUUGCAAAGUCACCCCAACUGUUUAUAUUUGGAUUCUAUGCACUGUGAUCCUGAGGGUAACAGCAUGAAUUAACAUGCAUCUUUAAAAGGACUGUAAAGAAAGAUCAUUGCGUAUUUAUUGAAUUGUUUAUAUCUGCUGUCAAAUUGUUUUGACAUGGAAGAUUUUCAAGUAACAUUGGCAGAAAGGUACAAUAUGUUAUCCCUAUGGUGAAAAUAAAUUCUUCGGUUGUAUAUAGUUCCUCAAUCUCUGAAGCAAAGGUAUGAGUAAUAUAGGGUAUGAAUGGUUUAAUCAAGGCUUUAUUUUGGAAGUAAGAAAACUGGCAGUGGUGAAUUAAACUGCUGCAGUCCAUAAUUUGGGCUUGUUGUUUGUACAUUAGCGAUUUUUCCGAGUAGACCCCACUCUGUUAACUUCCCGCUAGCCAUCAGCAUGAACCCUACUGCCUAAACACUAUUUCAUUUAUUUAUGUUUGGAAAACCCAUACACAUUUUUGUUUGCGAUUUUGUUUCUUUCGUUAUGUCUUAAGUCAAGUUUGAAUGUUACAAUACUUUAAUUGAAAAACUUUUGUCAAGUUUUUUCUUGUAAAUUUUCUUUACUUGUAAGUAUCAUCUUGUCCUUCAAUCCUGUACCCUAAAAUAAGAAAUACAUUUUUGACAGAGGCUUAAUGUUUUAACAAAAGAGUGUGGACAUUUUUAUUUUAAAAUGUAGGCAAAAGUACACUGUGGAAUGGUAUGUUUGCUUAUUUGUCUUACACACCAUGCAGUUAUUCCUGGAGGGAUUUGGUUUUUUUUUUCUUGUUUUUACUUUGCUUACAGCUAGAAAAAAAUUUCCUAUAGAAAAAAAUUGUUGAAAGGUCCAAUUCUCAGUACCAUGUAAGUUAAUGAUACUACAAGUAGGUUCUCUUUUUAAAAAGUGAUUACUGUAUUUUAUAAAUUACCUUUUCACAUAUGCAAAAUCUGUUUCUACUACAAUGUUAUUUUUACUAAUGCCUAUUGUUGCACUCUUUUUGACAUUUCCUGCAGUGAAUUUAUGAAUCAAUGUGGGCUUAAAAAUAAAAGCCAAAUUGGCUGAAAGGUUUGAAAUAUGUACCCCAGCUUAACCAUCCAAUCAAUAAUUGGCAAAGGAUAUUUUAAAAGUUGUUUUUAAUCUCUGUAUAGGUGACAUUUUGUAGCUUUGUACAUGUUAAUUAAGGGCAUAUAAUUUUACACUCUAAAGUAUAAUUGCUGAACUCAGGGGUGGGUAGACUUCAAAAAUAUGUCUGCUUUAGAAAUAACUUGAAAAAAAUGAAAACUAUGGCCAGCCACCAAAUUGUGGACACUGUUUCUACUGCUAGUUACACUUUUUAAAAUGAAAAACAUCUUGACUAGGCAUACCUAAGUCCUCACAGUAGUCUCUAUCGGUCUUAUUAGUUGGCCUGUUUGACCAAGACAGAAAAUGUUUUUUGGAAUGCUUUGAACUACCCUUAGUUUUAAACUGCUUUUUAAUAUGAGAAUCGCAGCUGUAAAUUAUGUAUUUUUCAUAUUUUACGUAACUGCUCUAGACUACUGAUUGACUUGAUCCUUUUCUGGAGUUGCGGAGGGUAGAUUUCUCUUCAUACUGCUGGUCCUCUUACUAAUAUCCUUUUAUUAAAAAAUGACCUGUGACAUUUAUUCACCAAAGGAAUUGACAUACCAGGUCAAAGAUUAACAAUGCUAUACGACAGAUUAAUAGGUCAUAUAUAGCCGCAGUUGAGUUUUUUAAUAUGAGUAACAGUAUUUUAACAUACCUCUCUCUCUACAUAGAGAUAUCAUAAAAUAAAGUGAAGAGGAGGAAAGUAAAGGAAAACUAAAUAAUUUUGGUACAUUUUAUGGUUUAACGAGAAGAAAUUAAGAUGAAAUACCCUAUAAUAGAGAAACACCAACCAUUCAAAGUUCGCAAUCAAGUAAGACCUUGUUCAUUACUCCCUUGAACUUAGGAAUCAUUGAAAACGCCUUUGCACUUAGAUUUAAUAAAUUUAUUUUAAAUGUAAGCCACACUAUUAAAAGACAUGAGAACUUGACCUGAGCCAUUGCUCUAGAUAGGACAAUUAGUGGCUUUGUAAUGAUGAAACAGUUAUUUCUCUGUACUGCGUUGUUGAAUGACAACCCGAAUGCCAAGGAAAUGUACAUAGGAACAUGUCCUCCCCUCUUGCCCGCGACCCCACCGCGGGGCGUGGCCUGCCACGGGGGCCUGCAGAAUCCGACUUGCUUCUUCUUCUCUAUUUAUUUAUUUAUUUAUUUUAAGGCCACUCUUCUCGAUUGCCAAAUUCUGUUAAGACAAUGAUACAUUCAAUUCCUUGUUCUGCAUGCUUAGAGCAGGAACUUGGUGUCCUUUCAAAAAAACUACGUUAAGUAGGCACCGCUGCCGUAGAUUUUAAAGAGAGAAAUGGUUUUCAGUUUUUUUUAAGAUGAAUUUAAAAAAAUAAACUUUAUGGAUGUUCUCUUAAGGAAUUUAAUAUUCACCUCAAAAGGACUUUCCUUGUAAUGUAUAAAUGCCUCCUUUUAGCUAGCAGGGAAAUAAAGCUGUUUUUAAUCCCCAGGGGGGAAAAAAUGCUAAAAAUAGCUUUUCUAUACAGUUCAUCUGGAGAAAGAUCUUAAUCCUUAUUGUUUUGACCAGGUAUACAGAUAUUUGGUAUAAAGUAACUAGAAUAGUUUAUUACUUUUUCCCUUCUGAAAUUUUAAAUAUAUGCAAAUAUAUAUAUAUAUAUAUAUAUCAUUAGAUUCCUGUGAUGGAUAAUAAUUUUUUCAGAUUCUAAAACAGGUAUCUAGUGACUGCUUGAUUGUUCCCAGAUUGAAUCAAAGAUGAAUUGACAAAUAAUGGAAAUGGGUAGUGAUAUGAAAAUGGUAUGUAACCACAUAUUGUUUCUGGUACUCGAGUCUUAUUUUUUAAAAAAGCCUAUUGUUUUUAAGAAUUGAGAUAUUUAAAACUUGUUAAAGCUUCUUCCGAAAAACAGAAGAGAAGAGGAGGUACUGUGUGUUCAAAAAUCUUUUUUAAAUAAAGAAUUCAGUGUCACUAGUCCUAAGCCUUUAUGGUUACUGCUGCUUACAUUUCUCGACCUCACUUUUCUUUAGUUUUUUUGUACGUAUUUUAGCUGAAUGCUUCAGAUUUAUAAUUGCGUAUAUAAGUUGGGGUUUUUUUAUAAAGAACUGAGGCUUAAGCAUAUGUUUCUCUUGGAGGAUUUAUUCUUAUGAAAACCAGAUGCUGUGCUAUUCUGUGUUUCGUUAACACCUUUGCAUAAGUGAAAUCUGUGAAGGAGUCUUUAUCUGAAUCUUCUUGCCAGUCAUUUUGUUGUGAGAGAGAGAGAGAGAGAGAGAGAGAGAGAGAGAGAGAGAGAGAGAGAGAGAGUGUGUGUGUGUGUGUGUGUGUUUCUAUCUCUUAUUUUUUUCUUCCUGCCUCACAAGUGUGCAGCGUAUCGUCUUAGGCAGUUUCUCUUUCUGACUUCUCUAAGUUUUUCUCGCUCUCCUUUUCUUCCUUCCCUCCCCCUUUCCCUUUUCUUGUGGUUAGGGAAUCCAGAGAUUAUUAAAAUUUCGACCUCUCAUCAGAAUUUUUUUUAAAAUAAAAAGACUCCUUCCUACAAAUAUUGGGUUGUCAGAAAAGUCAUGACGCAUUUUUGCAACGAAAAACAUAGAAAAAAUAUGUCAUGACUUUUCUGACAACCCAAUAAAAUACAUAGAACUUCUGAUACGUAAUUUCAAUUCCUCAGUAGAUGGCUAAGCUUGUUGAAUAAUUGACUAGGUAAAUGAGCCGUUAACUAUAAUUUAGCUCUUACAUUCUAAUAUUGAGGGAAUUUCGUUUACUUUUUGGAUGGUGACUUCCCAAAGACUAACUAUUGCCCAAUUGAAUUAAAUUACUUGUUUUGGUAAAAGUGUAUUUACAUUUAAGUUUCUAAGCCAUUUUGAGAUUUGGAACUCCUUUUAAAAAUAACAAUUUGUAGGAGACUUGCUUUCUCAGCAUAAAUCAUGCAUUCAUUUAAAUAUAGGCUUAUAUUUAUCAUUAGAGGCCCAUGGGAUCUAAACAUGUCCUUCAAACUAAGAUCUCUCUCCUUCAAGUGGAAGGAAUGCCAGAGUAGAAGCUGGCAUAUCCCAACAUACCUAAAGACACCAGUUUUGCAAGUCGAGUACAGUUGACUGGGAAAAGGAAAAACGUUCUUGUUCUGUUUCUUGGCACAUACAGUGUCAGCGUUUUGAGAAAAGUGUGCUCCUACCAUUCUAAGUUGUUUUCUCAAAGGCAAAAGCAUGCUCUCAAACUUACAGGGCUUUGGCUUGUUAGGUGUGAAGUCACUUGUGACAUUUCCUGGUAUGUGGAAAGAUGAAAUAAUCCUACCUCUCUAAUUUUAAAGCCUGAAGCAGGACAAGUCAAGAAUUUGGUCGAUUGUGUCAGAUAACCUUGAAAAUGCAAGGCUCUUCAUAUAGUUACCAGAUUGUUUACAUAAAUGCAAAUUGUCGGGAUUGAGGUAAAAAAAUUAUUUCAAUAGAUAAUUAGAUCCAUUAUCUAGUAGCCAAGAAUUAAGUGCAUGUUGAAGUGUAAAUGGAUUUGUUGUUUUUAGUUGGUACCAUUUUUCUCUCAAUAUUCAGAAAUACCGAUUGUGCAUUUUGUUAAUAGAAAUGGGAGUUUGUGCUUGAGGGUUUGAAUAGAGUGGAUGUAUAUAUUUUAUAAAUUCAAAGUUGUAAAAUAUGUAAAGCUACUGCUUUUUAAAUAGAAUAUAAAUGUUGAGACAGACAGAUCUAUGCUAUAUUUUUAAAUACAUGUAUCAAACUUUUGUUAGUUUAAUAUAAAUUACAUUGUGUGCUUUCUGGGAUUCAGUAACUUUUGAUAAUAAAGCAGUUGUCGAUUUUUUCUGUAGACUCGAAUACUAAACUGGGUAGCUAUUAAACCUCUUUGUAGUUCGUAAUAAUGGAAACAUUUAUAUACAAAGACUGAUCUAUAAAAGAUUAUGGAAAUAGUAACAUGUCCAUUUCUGAAAUGAGUGUGACAGAAGGAAGAUAGUCACUGAAGCUGCUUGUUCAUUUACGUAACAGAUCAUCCUAAGUAGUGUCGCCUGGUGUGUGUUAGCAGUUCUUCCUGCUUUAAUUAAAUAAGUCCUGAUUGCAGACUGAGCGUUUUCAGAAAAGAUGGAAAUGGAGACCCUUGCUUAGAGUUCCCAGGAGCCUGGUGUUGCAGACCUUCACCUUGUACGAUGAAUCAGGACACACUGUAGAGGAUGUCUGGAUGCUUUCCUGAGGAUGCAGACCAUCAAUACCGCCCUUAAGUGAGGGGUCUCCUGAAGCUGUGAGAAGAAGGAAAGAAGUAAACAGCAGAAGGGGACAUCGCCACAUCCCAGUUACUCGGCAGGAAGAAUUCAGUGUGCUCUGCCGAUACCCCGAGUUUUCUUUUCACAGGGGGUCUGCUUGCCCCCGGAGCAGGGUCUGCUUAUUCCUUAUUAGGGCAGCCAUUCUACCAUGAAACGGUCUUAUCUCAACACGCUGUUUCUGCAGCCCUAACCGGCUAGGCUAGUAGCUAGUUGGAUAAAUACAAGAUCCGUCUUCCUUUUCCUUUGUACUUGGAUGGCACACUCUCCCUUUAUUAUAAUUCUUAAAAUAAUUUCUACCUCUCAGCAGUUAUGACUUUUCUCCACUAGUUUAAGCUACUGUGGAUAAGUGAAGCCCUCCCUAUAACCCUGAGUACUUUUCGCCUUAAUAGAACACGUAGCAAAUUAAACAUGAACUGAAUUGAAGGGUCAGAUGACACAGCUAAGGGUUUUCUGUGCUUGGACAAUACAGUCCAAGGCCAUAGUCUGUCCUGUUGGGAUCAAUCAAUCUCUUCAAUUGCUUAUGAGAUUUCUUUUUAAUGUUUGCUUAAGGCAAAAUAUAUCCAUACAAGUACCUGUGUGUCCUUUCCAGUUCAGUGGAAUAUGAAAAUAUUUUACUAAGGAAAGUUGGAAUGAGAAACUAAGGUAGAGAAUAUCUUGUGUACUUGGCCUUCAACGACCUAACGUGGGUAGAUACGUAUCAUCAGGCAAGAGCCUAAUAUGGAUCGCUAUAUCCUACAGAAGAGGUAUCCAACCAAACAGAAUUUUUCAUCUCCACACUCAUCCCCAAAACCUGUUUCUCUUACUUGUCAUAAUGGCAUUUUACCCAACGUAGUUGUCCCAGCAAAGACUCGAACACUAUUGACUAGUCUUCUCUGACAUCAUUAAGCCCUGUGGAGCCUGUCUUGAAAACAUCUCUGCCAUGUCUCCGUUUUCUCCGGCCCUCUCGCCGCUAGGGCCUUUCAUCCUUGGUCCUGGAGCUCUGAGGCUGCUCUUCUGUCCACACACCGUGUUCCGUAAAUAGUAGCAAAGCCAGAGUACCUCUGUUGUGCUGAUGCUCUUCGCUGAUCCAAGAAUGUCCUGUCUGCUUUUCUACCUGAAAGGUCCAGUUAAGUGUAGUUAUGAAGCCUUUCCUCGUCGUCCUUCCCUUUCCACCCCAUCAGUCCUCCAUCCUCAACUCGCUAACAAUAAAUAGUAAUGUCCCAAUUGCGUUUGUGUCCCCAGCACAGCACGUAGUCCUAUCAUAGAAGCUUUUAAUAAAUGUUUGUUGAAUUAACUUGA